UAAUAACUACGGGGGGCAACGUCAGGUGCUUGGAACGCCAGAUAACCUUUGGAGCGAACAGACGUCUUGCGCAUGGAAGGCAGGGCACUUCCUGGUUUUUCCUCAGUUAGUUUCUUGCUUGCCAGAGUGCUUUCUAUAUUAAGUAAUGAGGGAAAUUGGCAUCCACCCACCUAACUAAUAGGUCUGCACGUAUGUACAUUUCCAUAUGAGACACAGGAAACAUCGAAACCAAGUGGUUUUGUAGUUUAACGAUGGACUCGGUAAUUCAAGCGUGAAUAGUGAGACACAACAAGGGGUACUGCUAACUACCUCCACGCUAGCAAGGAUAACUAGCUAGUUAACGUAAGCUAGCUAAUUAUGUACAACCAGCUACGAUUUACUGUUGUCAAUAGCUAACGUUUGCGUGACAGACAAUCAAACCGAGUAACGUUACUCUUCUCUGAAAACUAUUCCCUCAACCAGGAAAGAGCAGCAUGCGGCGAGAGCUGCAUCCAUUCUAGAAUGAAGAAGAGCCCGGCGCACCGUUGCAGGGACAUCGAGAGGCAAGCCGGUUACCUGCAGCCCGAGCACUGCGCCCCUCCCCCGACCUGCCCCCGCUCCGACGCCAUUUGGUUCAUCCGCGACUGCUGUGGCAUCGUGUGUGGCAUCAUCACCUGGUUCCUGGUGUUCUACGCUGAGUUCGUGGUGCUCUUCGUCAUGCUGCUGCCCGCCAAGAACCUGCUCUAUAGUCUAAUCAACGGGGCACUGUUCAGUACCCUUGCCUUCCUCGCCCUGGCUUCGCACGCCCGGGCCAUGUGCACAGACCCGGGUGCGGUGCCUAAAGGGAACGCGACCAAGGAGUUUAUCGAGAGCCUGCAGCUCAAGCCCGGUCAGGUGGUCUACAAAUGUCCCAAGUGCUGCAGUAUAAAGCCUGACAGAGCUCACCACUGCAGUGUGUGUAAACGCUGUAUCAAGAAGAUGGACCACCAUUGCCCAUGGGUAAACAACUGCGUAGGAGAGAAGAACCAGAAAUUCUUUGUGCUUUUCACAAUGUACAUUGCUCUGAUAUCCCUCCAUGCCCUGGUCAUGGUGGCCUUCCAUUUUAUCUUCUGCUUAGAGUCAGACUGGACGAAGUGCAGUACAUUCUCUCCUCCUGCGACCGUCAUCUUCCUCAUCCUUCUCUGCUUUGAGGGACUCCUCUUCCUCCUUUUCACCUCAGUGAUGUUUGGGACCCAGGUCCAUUCCAUAUGUACUGAUGAGACGGGCAUAGAGCAGUUGAAAAAGGAGGAGAGAAGAUGGGCUAAAAGGACAAAGUGGAUGAACAUGAGGGUGAUAUUUGGCCAUCCGUUUUCUAUAGCCUGGCUAAGUCCCUUUGCAACACCUGACCACGGGAAGGCAGACUAUUACCAGUACGUUGUCUGAGAGAGGAAGCCAAGCUCCAGCACCCAUGCUACCAGCCUGUCUUUCAGGGUGCGGACUGAUGAUACGUACAGGCGAUAGUGUUCCCACCGCCUGACUUCACUGAGUAUAAACUCUUCUGACACUUCUUCUCCUUUUCUGUUUUUGAUCAUUUUUAAAUUUCAGGGUCUUCUUCUUUGUGAAAAAAAUCUUUAUCUGCCUGUUUUUAAUACUUGUCACCUAUUUUGGUUUCUUUCUUUGCCUGGUGCUGAUUUUGAUAUCUGUAUGAAAUAUACGUUAUUUUCCAUUCUGUUCACAAUCACAGCCAAGCUCUGCAAAACCAUCAACUGUAAAAUGAGUCUCUGCUUUUCUCACGUUUACCAUUAAAGAAAGCACCUGCUGAUGUAACCUGGCCAGAGCCUGUAUCUGACGUGGCUAUAAACUGGGCUUUACCUUUGGGAUAGAAAUGGAGACGCUCUUAAACCCAAAGUACAGUAUUUCCUGUAUUUGGUCAUGUCCUGUUUGAGGACUAGGCAUAAACAAAGCAAACGCAUGAGCUGAAUUCAGAUUGGCUUUUCAGUGGCCAAAAACAAUCAGUUCCAAUAGGCAUAUUUUGUCUUCCAAUGUUGCAGUACCUUAGCCUAAAUGGUGUAAGCUAUAGCCUUGGUGCCAGUGCCACACUGUUGAAGUACUACCGACCCACAAGGCAUUACAUUUGCUUUUUAGACCAGCCAAAUCUUUUGCUGCAUUCUGCAGAUUCUUUAAGCUGCUCCCUCUAAGCUGUGCGCGGCCGCGCACCUCCUCCAGGACUGCCGCACAGAAGAAAUGGCAGGCCGCGCAGAGACUGGAGAGAUUGAACUUCACUGAGUUCGCCCCAUUAGUUUGCACUAUAUAGAUCAACGUUUUUUCUGUGAUCUAAUCAACAUUAUAAACUGGUUGGUUCGAGCCCUGAAUGCUGAUUGGCUGACAGCCGUGGUAUAUCAGACCGUAUACCACG
Messenger RNA from Coregonus clupeaformis (lake whitefish), 2374 nucleotides. RefSeq names its product palmitoyltransferase ZDHHC3. NCBI's taxonomy places the organism in Eukaryota, Metazoa, Chordata, Actinopteri, Salmoniformes, Salmonidae. Gene Ontology annotation, molecular function: protein-cysteine S-palmitoyltransferase activity. Gene Ontology annotation, biological process: protein targeting to membrane; peptidyl-L-cysteine S-palmitoylation. Gene Ontology annotation, cellular component: Golgi apparatus; endoplasmic reticulum. The transcript has 7 exons. The coding region runs from base 502 to 1401 and encodes 299 amino acids. The record is from RefSeq and is a predicted model, not a curated record.